UCUAAAUGUGUCAAAAACAGCUGUGCCCUGUGAAACAAAAUAAGUGCUGCUGACUAAAAAUCUGAUUUAUAGAAAACAUUGCUCUAUCGGUUUUUUAGUAAGUUUAGCAACUUUAGAACAAUGAACGAAAUAGACGACAAGUUUUAUUAUGUUUACAGUUCAUCUUUGGAUUACAAGGUCGAAAUAAAAAUUGGUACCCUUGAAGGCAAGAGAACUAAACCGGAAUAUGACAAACUACUAUCAGAUCCGAUGUUGAAAUUCUCAGGACUUUACCAAGAUGGAUGCUCAGACUUGUACGUCACCUGCCAAAUCCUGAGUGAUGGAGAACCUCUGGCGCUACCCGUCAUGACCACUUAUAAGGCAUUCACUACUCGAUGGAAUUGGAAUGAAUGGGUAACCCUUCCGGUGUACUACAGUGAUUUGCCCCGUAAUGCUAUACUAGCUAUGACUAUCUACGACUGUGCCGGUCCCGGUAAAGUGAUGGUGGUCGGUGGCACGACCAUAUCGAUAUUUGGGAAGCACGGCAUGCUGAGACAGGGGAUGUUCGAUCUGCGAGUGUGGCCCGGGGUUGAGGGCAGCGAGAAGACUCCGGGGAAGGCUCCGGACCGCGGCAAGGAGCAGAUGCAGCGACUUGCGAAGCUCGCCAAGAAACACAGAAACGGACAUUUGCCCAAGGUAGACUGGCUGGACAGGCUGACGUUUCGUGAAAUCGAGAUGAUAAAUGAAAAGGAGAAGCGAAGUUCGAAUUAUAUGUAUCUGAUGGUGGAAUUCCCGAGUGUUCAGAUCGACGGCAUCAAUCACGCAGUUGUGUACUACGAACAGGACGGCGAUGAGAUGUACCAGUUCAGAGCUCAGGCCGAGCUGGUCACCGUACCGGAUUGCGAAAUAUUGAAGGAGAACAUAGUGGAGAGCAAGCAGCACCGGCUGGCGCGGUCGCUGCGCGCGGGGCAGUCGGCGCGCGACGCCAAGCCCUCCGCGCUCGAGCGGGACCAGCUCGCCGCGCUGCUGGCCGCGCCGCCCGCCCGCGCCGCGCCCGCCCUGCACCAGGACCUGCUGUGGAAGUUCCGGUUUUACUUGUCGUCGCACCGCCGCGCCCUCACCAAGUUCCUGGAAUGCGUCAAUUGGAAUAGACCUGGCGAAGUGCGUCAGGCCCUCGCCAUGAUGAGGCAGUGGGCGCCCAUGGACGUGGAAGAUGCGUUAGAGCUGCUGACUCCGAAGUUCACGCAUCCCGCUGUUAGGAAAUACGCGAUAUCGAGAUUGAGACAGGCUCCCGACGAGGAUCUGCUGCUGUACCUGCUGCAACUGGUCCAGGCCCUGAAGUACGAGAGCUACUCGGAAAUACACGAGGAGUACGCGCGCACGUGCGGCAAGGACAUGCCGCUACCCGUGGAGCUGGACCCUCGCCUGGGGUACAGCCACCGAGACACUCUGCUGGCCACCUCGGCUCUGAGCGACGUGUCCGCGACCAGCCGGGACCCGGACGGCGCGGGGGGACAGGGGGGACCGGGGGGACCCACCGGGGGACAGACCCCGGGGACCGCCGCGCCCAGCGAUGACGUCACGUCUGGUGGCGAGGAGCAGGGCAGCCUGGCGUGGUUCCUGAUCGACCGCGCGUGCCGCAACCCGCAGCUGGCCAACUACCUGUACUGGUACCUGCUGGUGGAGUGCGAGGACGCGCCCGAGCCGCCGCCCCCGCGACACAUGUACCUCGCCGUCAUGCGCACCUUCAGCAGACGACUCGCCGACGGUAGCAGCUCGCACCAGCGCACGCGCUCGUUCCUGGCGCGGCAGCAGGUGUUCAUCGACAAGCUGGUGCGGCUGGUGCGCUCCGUGGCGCGGGAGAGCGGCAGCCGCGCGCGCAAGGCCCAGCGCCUGCAGCAGCUGCUCGCAGACCCCGACGCCAACAAGUUCAACUUCGCCAGCUUCGAGCCCAUGCCCUUCCCGCUCGACCCCAGCGUCACCAUCAAAGGGAUCGUCGCCAAGAAGGCCAGCCUCUUCAAGUCCGCCCUCAUGCCCACCAAGCUCACCUUCCUCACGACCGAGGGCGUCGAGUACGAUGCCAUCUUCAAGUACGGCGACGACCUGCGCCAAGACCAGCUGAUCCUGCAGAUGAUCACGCUGAUGGACAAGCUGCUGAGGCGCGAGAACCUGGACCUGAAGCUGACGCCGUACCGCGUGCUGGCCACCAGCUCCAAGCACGGCUUCCUGCAGUUCGUGGAGUCCGUGACGGUGGCGGAGGCGCUGGCCACGGAGGGCAGCAUACAGAACUUCUUCAGGAAGCACAACCCGUGCGAGGGCGCGCCCUACGGCAUCAAGCCCGAGACCAUGGACACGUACAUCCGCAGCUGCGCCGGAUACUGCGUCAUCACCUAUCUGCUCGGUGUGGGUGACCGGCAUCUGGACAACCUGCUGCUGAGCCGCAGCGGCGCGCUGUUCCACAUCGACUUCGGCUACAUCCUGGGUCGGGAUCCGAAGCCGCUUCCGCCACCCAUGAAGCUCAGCAAGGAGAUGGUGGAGGCCAUGGGCGGGGUCAACUCGGACCACUACCACGCCUUCCGCAAGCUCACCUACACCGCCUUCCUGCAUCUCAGACGUCAUGCAAACCUGAUGCUGAACCUGUUCUCGCUGAUGGUGGACGCCUCCGUCCCGGACAUUGCGCUGGAGCCGGACAAGGCCGUCAAGAAAGUGCAGGAUAAGUUCAGGCUGGAUCUCGGCGACGAGGAAGCCAUUCACUACCUGCAGAAUCUCUUGGACAUGUCAGUGACAGCUGUCAUGGCGGUCCUCGUCGAACAAUUCCACAAGUUCGCUCAAUACUGGAGGAAAUGAUCACGAAAGGUGACUAGAGCCUUUUCUGCUGACAGUACUACUGGGCCGCCACAAGAUAAUAACGAGGAAUAGAUGAUGCAUGCGGUUUUAAAAUUUUGAUAACAUGAAUACCUAAUGAAUUUAUUAUUAUUUUUAAUAUUAUGGAGAGUAAGUUCCUGUAGCGAUAGAUAAAUACAUGAAAAUGAACACCGAUUAGGUAGUGAUCGCACAAAAACACAACAGAAUUUCGUGCCCUAUCUUGGUUUGCUGUUGUCCAAGAAUAAGCAAAGGACAACAGUUGGAUAGAAAACAAAACUGUUUCUUUUUUUGUAUCGAAGUAUGGUGGGUAAGGAGCCCUUUGUUUCCGUUCAAAAUUUGGUAAUAACAAGUAUGAUAAUUGUAGUAAAUUCCCUUUUAAGCGGAAAAUAAUUUUAGUUCACUCAAGCUAACCCAAAUGUUGAAUGAUUUGUAAACCAGCAAUGUAAAGCAAAGUCCAAUCUCCCCUGAACAUUGUUUUACAUUGCGUGCCGAGCUUAAUGUGGCAAGAAUCGCUAACACCGCCCUUGUUGACGGAGCCAGCUAACUUAUUCACCGUAUUGUAUUUUAGAGGCUAACAAUAUGAUAGUAGACAUAUAAAUAGACUUAAUUAUUUUGUAUCUCCCCAAACGAGUAAUGUAAAUUUAAUUCCUUGAUGUAAGACCAUAAGAGUUUUAAUACUUUUUUGUUUCGAAUUUUUGGUCUUAAGUUAUGUUUCACCAAAUGAACGUAUUUAUGACAAAAAUAUCUAAACAUAAAUGAUUGUAAAAUUUCCUUUAUUCUCAAGGUCAAUAAUAUAUAAGGAGACAGCAAAGACCAAAGUUACAAAGUUAAAUACAAAUUGAUUAUAAAGAUAUGAUCAGCAAGCGCCACUUUUUACGGUUAAAAUAAUCUCUCACUGUUUUUCAAAAGUAGUGUAGUAGACAAUUUAUUUUAUAUUUCGCUUACAUGCUUCAGCAUGUUUCUAGAGGAAAGCCUGCAUUAAGCUUCAUCAGGGCUUAUUGAGCCUUGCCUCUUAGAAUCUCUCGAAAAUACAAUCUUUAAAAUUAGUCUGGCUAAAAAAUUUUGUACUAUGGAGCUUAAGACCUUGGAGACUGCAUGAUGGAUCUUCUUGCGUAACUACGUCCAUUUCGUUCUAUAGUGAGGAUUAAACUCAACCACGCACGAAGCGUAUACGAUCUGGCGACCUCUCAGUUGUGUGAAGGCUUAUCUCACGUGUCAGAUGUAAAGUGUGUUAAUUGAGUCGUAUAUUAUCAAAGGCGGCAAUCUGUACAUUUGGACAAAAAAUUUUUAUUGAUAUGUCAAUACAGAUUUAUUUGAAUAUAAUCGUCUCCUUCAAAGAAUACGGUUCAAAACCUGCAUUAAAUAAAGGUUAAUAGUUAACCUGUUAUUUAUCUAAGAUGUCGUUCCGAAGAGUUUUGUGACUGCCAAUGGAAUACAAAGUCAAUAAUUCGUUUUUCUGAUUUACCAAUCAUUGUCCAAAAGUCAGAUUGCCGCCUUUGAUAAUAGUCGACUCAAUUAUUAAUUAUUAUGCCUCAGAAUUAUUAAUUAUUAACAAAUCACAUUUCUUAUUUUUCAUCUUUUAUCUAUAAAAGUAUUAAAACGAGACUUUUGUUAUAUAAAUAAUGUUACUAUUCGAAAAAAAUCCACAGAUAAUAUAAAAGCAAAGUUUGCUAUUUUGCUAUUGAAGAAGGAAUGUAUAUUUAAGAAAGUCAUCGAAACAACAUUAAAAUUCGUUUGAGACCUUUUUGUAAUAAUGUAAUUGUAAAAAUGCGGUAGUUUUUAUAAUUUUAUACUGUGAUAUAUUAGGUUUAAAUGUGUAUUGAUAAUGAAAAUAAAGAUUAUUUUUGAUAUAAAAAA
Molecule: messenger RNA, 4701 nt
Organism: Bombyx mori (domestic silkworm)
Lineage: Eukaryota; Metazoa; Arthropoda; Insecta; Lepidoptera; Bombycidae
Gene: Pi3K59F
Product: phosphatidylinositol 3-kinase catalytic subunit type 3
Exons: 17
Coding region: 121-2826 (901 amino acids)
Biological process (GO): phosphatidylinositol-3-phosphate biosynthetic process; phosphatidylinositol-mediated signaling; endocytosis
Cellular component (GO): membrane; cytoplasm; phagophore assembly site
Molecular function (GO): 1-phosphatidylinositol-3-kinase activity
Source: RefSeq, a predicted model, not a curated record